CUUUUUUUUAUCAAAUGGAUACUAUAGAUACAUUGAAAAUAGCGUUCCUUGAAUUCAUAAACAAACUAAAUCCCCUAUUGCCUGAUUAGUUACAUUCUAUUGUUUUAGCAUUCAAAGAAUAAUUAUACUCAAAAACACCUUCAGACUUGUAUGAUUUUGUUUAGCAAAUCCCUGAACUCAAGAAAAGUGAUUCAUCAUGUAACACAUCUCCAGAACCACUUCUAAAUAAGGUAGCAUCUCAUGGUUACAAUCCACUUUCGGUGUGCUCAUAAAAAGAUUCCGAUGACAAGAGUUAAAGUUCAUAUUCAGCUGAAAAAUACUAAUAAUUGAAAAUAGGUAUUAUAAGAUUUAAUGUAGAAAUCAAUAAAAAUUUCUUUCUCAAACCUACUACAAAGUUCAAUGCUAAUACAUAAAAUAAAAUUUCAAGAAAUGUAGACAUAGAAGCUAAGGUACAAAGAGAAAAUAUUAAAUGUAAAACUAUAUAUAAUUUCUAUUAUAGUGGUUGACACUUUAAGGGAGAUGCCAAAAUUAAAUAGAGUUUGUUUUGCUGAAAGAACAGGCUUAAUAAGCUAAAUUUCAGAAGCCUUGAAUUAAUUCAAAAAGGAUUGCAUUACAAUCAAUACAGUUUAUGAGAAAAGCUCUGAAAUCAGUACUCCUCAAACUCCUAAUGAUAUGAGGGUUGGUCAAUAAUAAUACUUCUAUGUAAAAAUAAAUUUAAUUAAUUUUAGUAUUAACAAUUUCCACAAUAACCAGCAUGUCAAUUCAAAGGAUAUAGUGUCUAUUCCAAGACAGGUUUCAUGUAACCAAUUCAAUUUGAUAUGCAGUUCUAAUUGAUGCAACAGCAAUUUUAAAAUCAAUUAAUCUAUAAGAAAUUAUACUUUUGAUUAAAUAAUAUAUAUU
Messenger RNA from Paramecium octaurelia, 900 nucleotides. The record is from the annotation of a GenBank genome assembly. NCBI's taxonomy places the organism in Eukaryota, Ciliophora, Oligohymenophorea, Peniculida, Parameciidae.